CUGUCAGGUCGGGGAGAAGGAGGAAAAUGGCCGCCGGGUGUGUGGAGGGGGUCGUGCUGGAAAUUGCCUCGUCCGCAUUUCCCGGUUUCUAACAGCGCCGGCGGCAAAGCGGGCCAUUCCCGCCCGAACUGUCUUUGGCUGGCUGUUAGACGGUGUUGGAGCUACAGCUUUCCGUGAAGAUGUCAGUUCUAAUCUCCCAGAGUGUAAUAAAUUAUGUUGAAGAAGAGAACAUUCCUGCUCUGAAAGCUCUUCUAGAAAAAUGCAAAGAUGUAGAUGAGAGAAAUGAGUGCGGCCAGACCCCGCUGAUGAUAGCCGCGGAGCAGGGCAGCCUGGAGAUGGUGAAGGAGCUGCUUAAGAACGGGGCUAACUGCAACCUGGAAGACUUGGACAACUGGACAGCACUUAUAUCGGCCUCCAAGGAAGGGCACGUGCACAUUGUGGAGGAGCUGCUCAGGUGUGGGGCCGACUUGGAGCACCGCGACAUGGGAGGAUGGACAGCUCUGAUGUGGGCGUGUUACAAAGGCCGCACCGAGGUGGUGGAGCUGCUGCUUUCCCACGGCGCCAACCCAAGUGUCACCGGUCUGCAGUACAGCGUCUACCCGGUCAUCUGGGCGGCAGGGAGGGGCCACGCGGACAUCGUGCAUCUUCUGCUGCAGAACGGCGCGAAGGUCAACUGCUCUGACAAGUACGGGACCACCCCUCUGGUUUGGGCUGCACGAAAGGGCCACCUGGAGUGUGUCAGACACUUACUGGCUUCAGGAGCUGAUGUUGAUCAAGAAGGAGCUAACUCAAUGACUGCACUUAUUGUGGCUGUGAAAGGGGGCUACACACAGUCGGUAAAGGAGAUUUUGAAGAGGGGCCCCAACGUGAAUCUGACGGACAAGGACGGAAACACAGCCUUGAUGAUCGCGUCGAAGGAGGGGCACACGGAGAUCGUGCAGGACCUGCUGGACGCCGGGACCUACGUGAACAUGCCUGACAGGAGUGGAGACACCGUGCUGAUUGGAGCCGUCAGAGGUGGUCACGUGGAAAUCGUGCGAGCGCUUCUCCAAAAGUACGCUGACAUAGACAUUCGGGGGCAGGACAACAAAACAGCUUUGUACUGGGCUGUGGAGAAAGGGAACGCGACGAUGGUGAGGGACAUCUUGCAGUGCAACCCGGACACGGAGAUCUGCACCAAGGAUGGCGAGACGCCACUGAUAAAGGCCACCAAGAUGAGGAGCAUUGAAGUGGUGGAGCUGCUGCUGGACAAAGGCGCUAAGGUGUCGGCUGUGGACAGGAAAGGGGACACGCCCUUGCACAUCGCCAUCCGUGGGAGGAGUCGGAAGCUGGCGGAACUCCUCUUACGGAACCCCAAAGACGGGAGGCUGCUUUACAGGCCCAACAAAGCGGGCGAGACGCCCUACAACAUCGACUGCAGCCACCAGAAAAGCAUUCUGACCCAGAUAUUUGGAGCCAGACACUUGUCCCCCACGGAGACGGACGGGGACAUGCUGGGCUAUGACCUGUACAGCAGUGCCCUGGCGGACAUCCUCAGCGAGCCCACUAUGCAGCCGCCCAUUUGCGUGGGGCUCUACGCCCAGUGGGGGAGCGGGAAGUCCUUCCUGCUCAAGAAGCUGGAGGACGAAAUGAAGACUUUCGCAGGACAGCAGAUCGAGCCUCUUUUCCAGUUCUCCUGGCUGAUAGUGUUCCUGACGCUGAUGCUCUGUGGCGGGCUCGGGUUGCUGUUCGCCUUCACGGUCGACCCGACCCUCGGAAUAGCCGUGUCCCUGAGCUUCUUGGCGCUCUUGUACAUAUUUUUUAUUGUCAUUUACUUCGGUGGCCGAAGGGAAGGGGAGAGCUGGAACUGGGCCUGGGUCCUCAGCACCACGCUCGCCAGGCACGUCGGCUACUUGGAGCUGCUCCUCAAACUGAUGUUCGUGAACCCGCCCGAGCUGCCGGAGCAGACCACCAAGGCCCUGCCUGUGCGGUUCCUGUUCACAGACUACAACCGGCUGUCCAGCGUGGGUGGGGAGACGUCCAUGGCCGAGAUGAUCGCCACCCUCUCGGACGCCUGCGAGCGGGAGUUCGGCUUUUUGGCAACCAGGCUCUUUCGAGUGUUCAAGACUGAAGAUACGCAGGGGAAGAAGAGGUGGAAGAAAACGUGCUGCCUCCCAUCUUUCGUCAUCUUCCUGUUCGUCGUUGGUUGCGUUAUUGCUGGGGUCACCCUGCUGGCCAUCUUCAGGGUCGACCCGAAGCACCUGACCGUGAAUGCCAUCCUCAUAUCCAUCGCGUCUGUUGUGGGGCUAGCCUUCGUGCUGAACUGUCGAACCUGGUGGCAGGUGCUGGACUCCCUCCUGAAUUCCCAAAGGAAGCGCCUCCACAGCGCUGCUUCCAAGCUGCACAAGCUGAAAAGCGAGGGGUUCAUGAAAGUCCUGAAGUGCGAGGUGGAGUUGAUGGCCAGGAUGGCGAAGACCAUCGACAGCUUCACGCAGAACCAGACACGGCUGGUGGUCAUCAUCGACGGGCUGGAUGCCUGCGAGCAGGACAGAGUGCUCCAGAUGCUGGACACCGUCCGGGUUCUGUUUUCGAAAGGCCCCUUCAUCGCCAUCUUUGCGAGCGACCCGCACAUCAUCAUCAAGGCCAUCAACCAGAACCUCAGCGGCGUGCUGCGCGACUCCAACAUCAACGGGCACGACUACAUGCGCAACAUCGUGCACCUGCCCGUCUUCCUGAACAGCCGCGGGCUGAGUGGCGCCCGGCGGCACCUGGUCUCCGCGGCCACCAACGGCGACCUUCCGUGCUCGGAUGCCGCAGGGACCCAGGAGGACGCGGACAGAAGAGUCUCACAGGUCAGCCUUGGGGAGAUGACGAAACUCGGCAGCAGGACAGCCCUCAACCGGCGGGACACCUACCGGAGGCGGCAGAUGCAGCGCACCGUCACCCGGCAGCUGUCCUUCGAUCUGACCAAGCUGCUGGUGACGGAGGACUGGUUCAGUGACAUAAGCCCGCAGACCAUGAGGAGGCUGCUCAACAUUGUUUCUGUGACAGGGCGAUUGCUGAGAGCCAACCAGAUUAGUUUCAACUGGGACAGGCUUGCGAGCUGGAUCAACCUGACCGAGCAGUGGCCCUACCGCACCUCGUGGCUCAUCCUGUAUUUGGAAGAGACUGAAGGUGUUCCAGAUCAGAUGACAUUGAAGGCCAUCUAUGAAAGGAUAUCAAAGAAUAUUCCAACAACGAAAGAUGUUGAGCCCCUGCUUGAAAUAGAUGGAGACAUAAGAAAUUUUGAAGUGUUCUUAUCCUCAAGGACCCCAGUUCUCGUGGCUCGAGAUGUGAAGACCUUCUUGCCGUGCACCGUGAACCUCGACCCCAAGCUGCGGGAGAUUAUCGCAGACGUUCGUGCUGCGAGAGACCAGAUGAACAUUGGAGGGCUUGCCUACCCCCCGCUGCCUUUGCACGAAGCCCCCGCAAGACCCCCAUCGGGCUACAGUCAGGCCCCAUCUGUCUGCUCCUCCUCCACAUCCUUCAACGGGCCGUUUGGGGGUGGGGUGCUGUCGCCACAGCCGCACAGCAGCUACUACAGCGGCCUGACGGGGCCCCAGCACCCGUUCUACAACAGGCCGUUCUUUGCCCCACACCUUUACACGCCAAGGUCUUGCCCUGGCGGCCCCCACCACCUCAUCUCACGUCCGUCUGUAAAAUCGGGUUUGCCCAGAGAGCAGAGCAAUGGCCUAGAGGUUAUCCAGGAGGACACUGCGGAGGGGCUGCCCUCGCCCACGGCCUCCUCGAGGGAGCGGACUUGGACAAGGAGGUUAAAGACGCCACGGCCGAGUGACUCUGGGUUUGACACGCAGAGACAGGGGCCGGGCCCCGCCUCAGGAAUGGCGCUGCUGAGCUCCAUGACGGUGGACGCGGUGUGCGAGAAGCUGAAGCAGAUAGAGGGGCUGGAGCCGAGCCUGCUGCCGCAGUACUGCGCCACCAUCAGGAAGGCGAACAUAAAUGGCCGUGUGUUAGCUCAGUGUAACAUUGAUGAACUGAAGAAAGAAAUGAACAUGAAUUUUGGAGACUGGCAUCUCUUUAGAAGCGCAGUGCUGGAGAUGAGAAGCGCAGAAACCCAGCUGGCCUCGGAAGACCCGCGGCUGCUCAGUGAGAACAGUGGCCCCGCACCCCCGGGCGACGCCACCCGGCGCGCCCCACACAGCGAGCUGCCGCACACCGAGCUAGCCGGUCAGGCGCCGUACACGCUCAACUUCAGCUUCGAGGAGCUGAACACGCUCGGCCUGGACGAGGGCGCCCCGCGUCACAGCAACCUCAGUUGGCAGUCACAAACUCGCAGAACCCCAAGUCUUUCGAGUCUCAAUUCCCAGGAUUCCAGCAUUGAAAUUUCAAAGCUCACGGACAAGGUGCAGGCUGAGUACAGAGACGCGUACAGGGAGUACAUUGCUCAGAUGGCGCAGUUAGAAGGGGGCCCGGCCUCCACGGCGGCCAGCGGCAGGUCCUCCCCGCACAGCGCCUAUUACAUGGGUCAGAGUUCCUCGGGGGGCUCCAUCCACUCUAACCUGGAAGCAGAAAAGGGGAAGGACAGUGAGCCGAAGCAAGACGACGGCAGGAAGCCGUUUUUGAUGAAGAGGGGGGACGUCCUGGAUUACUCCUCAUCCGGGGUUUCCACCAACGACGCCUCGCCCCUGGACCCGAUCACAGAAGAAGACGAGAAGUCCGAUCAGUCGGGCAGUAAGCUCCUUCCGGGCAAGAAGUCCUCCGAGAGGUCAAGUCUCUUCCAGACGGACUUGAAGCUCAAGGGCGGGGGACUGCGCUACCAGAAGCUCCCGAGUGAUGAGGACGAGUCUGGGACGGAGGAGUCUGACAACACCCCGCUGCUCAGAGACGACAAAGACAAGAGAGGGGAAGGGAAGGCCGAGCGCGCGUCCAAGUCCCCGGAGCACAGCGCCGAGCCCAUCAGAACCUUCAUCAAAGCGAAGGAGUACCUGACGGACGCCCUCCUGGACAAGAAGGACUCCUCCGACUCCGGGGUGCGGUCCAGCGAGAGCUCCCCCAACCACUCCGAAGCCGCCGACGACCCCCAGCUGGAGAAGGCCAACCUCAUCGAGCUCGAAGACGACGGCCGCAGCGGGCCCCGGGGAGUCCCCCACAGCCUCAGCGGCCUGCCGGACCCCAUCAUGGCUCGGAUGUCCAUUUGCUCCGAAGACAAGAAGAGCCCGUCCGAGUGCAGCUUGAUCGCCAGCAGCCCCGAAGAGAAUUGGCCCGCGUGCCAGAAAGCCUACAACCUGAACCGCACACCCAGCACCGUGACCCUGAACAACAACAGCGCGCCGGCCAACCGAGCCCACCAGCACUUCGAUGACAGGGACGGCACCCGGGAGACUCCGCAGGUCAUUCUGAGGCCCGCUUCCAGCUCCAGCUCGACGGCCGUUCAAAACGAAAACCUGAAGAGCGCGGCGCACAAGCGAGGCCCGCGCUCCAGUUACAGCCGGCUGUCCAAGGACUCUUCCGAGCUCCUGGCGGUGGCCCCCUCUGAGAGCACGGGCUUCGGGGAAGAAAGAGAAAGCAUCCUCUGAGGCCGGCACGCCCGCAGAGCAGUGUUAGCGCCCGUGACGGAGCCGGCCUUCCUCGCGUGUCUCGUUCUGCAUGUCAUUCACACACGAGUAGCCGACGAGAAGGCCCCGUGGUGACAGGGACGCGCACCGCACUGCGAGGACGGUGUUGGGAAGGCUGGGGCCCUUCCGCCUCCACGCUCUCCGGCACCGGGAGCUUUAAACUCACUGUCGUUACACUUUCUGCUGGAACGUACCCUGUAGAAGUCUGUGAGACGAGAUCUGCCUGCGAAGAUAGGUCACGUGUCUUACUACACACAGAAGGUUUAAUCGGCCGAACAAGAGCAGCCGGAGACCCUGUGUGUGGACCACUCACUCAUCAGAUGUUCGAGGGGGCCCCGUGUUGGGUGAGCGGAUGCCAGUUUUGCUCCUGAGGAACUGGCAGGUUAUGGAGUAGCCCAGAGACUAAAAGCGAAUUGAGAACCAGGGUUCCCCUAAAUAGAUAGUCAAAUUGCUCAUCACAGGGUUUUUAAAUUUUAAUAACAAAGUAUAGGAUAAAGAAGGCUUUUAAAUUGAUGAGUGAGUCGGAACUGCCCCCGACCUGGGUGCUGCUCCAGAGUCCCGGACUGGGCCCAGAUGCCCAGAGACCGGCCAGGUGCCUGGGAACCCGCCCUGGUCCGCACUGGGACCCUCCGAACUGUGUGCCCCCCGUUCCUCCGAGGCCCGGCAGGGAGAGGAGAAGACCCCACGCCCUCCUCUGGAGGGUCAGGGAGGACUCGGGCAACACGAGGCCGAGUGCACCUCCGUGGGGUGAGAGUGGGCAGGUGACGACGUGCGAAAGGCCAGUGACAAGUCAGGUGGGGCGAGACUGCUGCCUCCUGCCAGGGCGCCCUGGUCGGCCUCGUCUCUUCCUGGAGCAGCAUGUGAUCCAGGAAGGUCACAUGGGAGGGUCUGGGAAGGGGAGGCGUUUCUUUAAGUCAAAAGACCUGCAACAGAGCCAGGGCGACAGGGCAGAGGUGGUCCCAUGUGGGUUUUCUGGGGACCGGGAGUGCCCCCUGCCGCCACGCACCGAGGCAGUCUUGCCGACUCAGUGGGGCCCGUUUACGUGGAGUUGAUUCCGGCAGCGUGUCGUCUGUCAGAUUUUAGACGGUGAGGUUGUGGGGGUUGAUUAUCUGAAUUUAGUGUGAUGUCGUGAUGUUUUUGCUUCAUGGAUUUUUGUUUAUGUGCUGAAUAAAUCAUUUCCUUGGCUGGACGUUGCACUGGGUUGCUGCUCCUUGGGUUGGGUGCCUUGGGGUUGGAGUCAGCGUUCCAGUGAAGCGUCCCUUUAGCCUGCCCUUGACGGUGUCUCGGCCAAGGAGAAAGGGUGGUGUUGACAUUCAUAUAUGGUGACAUUGUAGCACUGGCGGGGUUUGCUAACUUGCAGUGUCGUGUAGUCAGUGAUUCCAGGGGCGAUGCUCCAUGUCUGUCCGGGCGGGCGGGUGCAGCUUUAUGUCACUGUAUUGCAUUUGUACCGUUCGUGAAGUUACCGCUGUGAUAGUAAGUGUUCAAAUAGACUUAGGAAAAAUAAAAACAUGCAUGCUA
Messenger RNA from Artibeus jamaicensis (Jamaican fruit-eating bat), 7112 nucleotides. RefSeq names its product kinase D interacting substrate 220 (gene KIDINS220). Bases 180 to 5555 code for a protein of 1791 amino acids. NCBI's taxonomy places the organism in Eukaryota, Metazoa, Chordata, Mammalia, Chiroptera, Phyllostomidae. The record is from RefSeq and is a predicted model, not a curated record. Gene Ontology annotation, molecular function: protein binding. The transcript has 32 exons.